Penicillium maclennaniae is the source of this 2598-nucleotide messenger RNA. RefSeq names its product putative quinate pathway repressor protein QutR. Gene Ontology annotation, molecular function: 3-phosphoshikimate 1-carboxyvinyltransferase activity; 3-dehydroquinate dehydratase activity; shikimate 3-dehydrogenase (NADP+) activity. The transcript has 3 exons. The record is from RefSeq and is a predicted model, not a curated record. Bases 1 to 2598 code for a protein of 865 amino acids. NCBI's taxonomy places the organism in Eukaryota, Fungi, Ascomycota, Eurotiomycetes, Eurotiales, Aspergillaceae. Gene Ontology annotation, biological process: chorismate biosynthetic process.
AUGGCCUUCAAGUCUACAUCGGAACCAGACGAGGGCCCUCGGAAACAUAGCGCGGUUUCGACAUGGUCUCCCGGAUUUCGAUCGCUUCCUGUGUCUCGUCGGACCAGUGAGCAGGGAGAGGCAGAAGACUCUCAUAUAUCAUCAGCAUCCUUGCGAGAGCUGCACUCCAACCGUGCAUCACCGGUACCUUAUGACCAUGGACCUCUACACACUCCGCGCCAGUUCAGCCCCAAGGCGUCUAUUGUGCUCAUUGGAAUCCGUGGAACUGGGAAAUCUAGCUUAGCAGUGAUCUUGGCCGCAGCGACUGGUCGGCGGCUCAUCGAUGCUGACCGAUACUUCCACCAAAUGACCGGCUGCUCUCGUGCUGCAUUCAAGAAAGACAAUGACCACGCCGUGUACCGACAACAGGAAGCGCGGAUAUUUGACUCCAUGUUAUCUGACCACCAGGAAGAUUGCGUGAUUGCAUGUGGAGCUGGGUCCAUGGAACGCAGUGGCCAGCAACUCCUCCGAAAAUUUGCGCAAACGCAUCCGGUUAUCCACGUUAUCCGCGACCCCGAGAGCAUUCAAUCGUACCUCAAAGCCUGGGAUACGCAAAAAGUGCGCCACUUUUUAGAGUUGUCUGGACCUAUCUAUCGAAGCUGCUCGAACCUUGAGUUCUUCAAUCUCUCUGAGACCGCUGACCGCGAAGCCAUUUCCAAGGAUGGCCACGAGCCUUCGCCCGGGCCCAGGGACCAGAGAUCUCAAACGCCCACGCCAUUUUUGACAUUGAAGCGUGUUCAGCGAGAUUUUCUAAGAUUCAUUGCUUUUGUCAUUGGUGAUAGCACCGAGCUCAGCCGUCAACAUGCCUCAUUCCCAUUAUCGUUGCUGCCUGUGGAAAUGGGGCGAUUCACGUCAGCCAUUUCGGUCCCAUUCUCUGUGCUUUGUGAGAAAGACUUGGAUAUUGAAGAGCUCGAAUUCAUUGUUGAUGCAUUCGAGCUGACGAUUGACGUGGCCAGUCCUUCAGAUUUGGGUGCUGACUCGAAUCUGGCAGACCGCAUCAGUCAGGUAGUGUCUACGCUUCGGCGCAACAUCAUUGUGCCUCUGAUGUACCACGUUGAAAGCUACAUUACACCUCGAGGAUCUCGCUCGCCUGCUCCGGCAUCGCGGACUACAGAUGAAUCCUACUUGAAUUUGCUCCGACACGGAUUGCGACUUGCCCCCAGUUUCCUCACGGUGGAUUUGACCCGUGAUGACAAUAUCAUCUCUCAAGUUGUCAGCGUCAGAGGCACGACUAAAAUUAUUGGACACUUUGAAACCUUCCAUCCCAUCGCUGGCGGCUGGGACGGAGACGAGUACAUGAAGCUGUACGAGCGUGCGAAGAAACUCGGAUGCAACGUGGUGCGCUUCUGCCAGCCGGCGGAGACACUAGAAGAUAAUGCGGCAGUGCAACGAUUCCGACACCGCAUUGAAAGUCUCCCAGCUCCUCGAUUACCUCUAAUUGCCUAUAACACAGGACCUCUGGGACGUAUGUCCCGCUGUCUCAACCCUAUCUUGAGCCCCGUCACACAUCCCUCCCUCAUCACCGAAAGCCCCACCCAAUUAGUUCCUACCAUCACGGCUCGCGAUGCCCAAAAAGCCCUCUACAGUACCUUUGUUCUGGACCCGAUGCAGUUCUUUGUCUUUGGUGCCAAUGUCACCUACAGUAUGUCGCCCGCUAUGCACAACACCGCUUUCAAACUUUGUGGUAUGCCCCAUCAAUACUCUCUAUUUCAAUCACCUACCCUCCGUGGCCUGAAUGAGCUAGUCGAAAAUCAGUUCUUUGGCGGGUCCAGUGUCAGUCUGCCCUACAAGACUGAAGUCAUCCCUCUUCUCCACUCGAUGUCUCGGCACGCCCGGGCGAUUGGUGCCGUCAACACUCUGAUACCCAUCAGAAGCGAUGAGGACUCCAAUGAUCCCCGGCUCUCCCAAGAAUCAUCAGUCUUCAUUCAGAAGUGCCGCGCUGGCCCGAUCAAGGGCAUCCACGGCGACAACACUGAUUGGAUUGGAAUCUGCAAUUGUAUCCGCCGAGGUCUAUCACCCGCAAAUGCAGUCCGUCCUACAACCACCGGCCUUGUCAUCGGAUCUGGUGGUAUGGCUCGGGCCGCCAUCUACUCCAUGAUUCACUUGGGCGUACAAAACAUCUUUGUCUACAAUCGAACUCUUGCAAAUGCAGAGAAGCUGGCCCAGCACUACAACCGACAAGAUCUCUUCACCGGCGGACGAGCGGCCGCCGAUGGUCGCCCGAGAGUCAGUACCCUGAGCUCGUUGGAUGAGCCUUGGCCGGCCGACUAUAAACAACCAACCGUUAUCGUAUCGGGCAUCCCAGCCCAUAGUAUUGGCGGAGCCCCAGCACCUAAUUUUAGCGUGCCCACACAGUGGCUGGAAAGCCCAACGGGAGGCGUAGUGGUCGAUAUGUUCUUCCUGAGCAAGGCUUCGCUCAAUUUGAACUUUUCACCCGGCCGCCGCGCUCCUCGCCGACUCAUGCGAAAAAUCGUUCUCCAGGAAUACGAGGAUGACGAGGGUCACGAUAGCCGUGCAAUCCGCGACCGGCUGAAGCACCUGGACGGCCAGCCCACCUAA